AUGGAGGCACUUGGUGGAAUUACAAAUAUUGAUGUUUUACCACAUACUAAUACUGAAUUAUUUUUUAUUUCUAGUUGUUAUACAUCUUCUACAAUUGAUAAAAAUGAUCAUAAUAAUGUUAAAAGUAAUAACUGUAGAAAAGACAUAUCAUAUAAAAACAAUGAUAAUAUAAUAUGCCGUUUUUGUUUUUCUGGUGAUGAAAUGUCCUCAGAAUUGGGUGAUUGGAUAACACCAUGUAAAUGUUCUGGUAGUAUAAAAUUUGUUCAUCGUGGAUGUUUUAAUACAUGGAUGAAUUAUGCUAGUAAUGAUCAAAGAUAUCAAUGCCGAUUAUGUGGUUUUACCUAUAUAAGAAUAUGGAAAUUAAAACCACUAUUUAAUUGGACAUUACCUAAACUGAAUUUGACAUGUUUGGAUAUUAUAACAAUGUUUGGUGAUUUUUAUGCGACAUCAUAUCUAUACGAUGGUUUUUUACGUGUUUUAGAGGGAGAUAGGAGUUUGGUUGUACAAGGAAUAUUUAUUUUAUUGUAUAAAAAUUUUGUCCUAACUCGUAGUAGAAUUGGAUUUUAUAAUACUCUAUUUAGAAAUAUAUGCUUUACAAUUUUUUCAGAAGAAUUUGCAAAUGCAAGAUAA
Strongyloides ratti is the source of this 630-nucleotide messenger RNA. Its product is annotated as Zinc finger, RING-CH-type domain and Zinc finger, RING/FYVE/PHD-type domain-containing protein. Gene Ontology annotation, biological process: protein ubiquitination. Lineage: Eukaryota; Metazoa; Nematoda; Chromadorea; Rhabditida; Strongyloididae. The transcript is spliced from 2 exons. Bases 1 to 630 code for a protein of 209 amino acids. The record is from RefSeq and is a predicted model, not a curated record. Gene Ontology annotation, molecular function: zinc ion binding; ubiquitin-protein transferase activity.